Ctenopharyngodon idella (grass carp) is the source of this 3432-nucleotide messenger RNA. RefSeq names its product ATP-binding cassette, sub-family G (WHITE), member 4b (gene abcg4b). Gene Ontology annotation, molecular function: ABC-type transporter activity; ATP hydrolysis activity; ATP binding. Bases 1087 to 3021 code for a protein of 644 amino acids. The record is from RefSeq and is a predicted model, not a curated record. The transcript is spliced from 15 exons. NCBI's taxonomy places the organism in Eukaryota, Metazoa, Chordata, Actinopteri, Cypriniformes, Xenocyprididae. Gene Ontology annotation, cellular component: plasma membrane.
UCACCAGAUUUCACUUUUUUCAUUAAUAUAAAAAUAAGGUUUUACUCAAGACCUGACAUGUGAUGGUUGAGGGUAUACAUAAGGAGUUAAUCAUUACCUUAUCAGAACUGUCUCUGAACUCUUAGAAUACAAAAAUAGAUUCAUUAUCAGUUUUAUUUAUUAUAGGUGCAUACUUUUCAAGAUUUAUGUUUCAUAUAUAUCUAUUACAGGUACCAGGUGCCAUUUAAACAGUGAAGGACUGCCUGUCAGAUGUCAAGCUUAGACUCGUCCAGAUCUUGUUCUGAGGGUGAACUCGCUUUAUUAGCGCGUGGCUUCUUCUGGCAACCAGUUGUGGCAUGUUGCCAUCGCGUCCACUCAUUUUCACAGGAAAUUACAUACCACAAUGUCCACAGAAGUCUAUAAUCGCAUACCUACUUUAAUAAACAAACAUACAUUUUAAAAACACGCAUAUUUGUGUGACAGUUUUACACAAGAUAUAAAAUUUAAAAAAAAUAAAAUAUAGGCCUACAUUAAACAUUGAAUAUAAUAUAAAUGUAAAGUAUUCUACUCCAAAAAUAAACAAAUAAUAUAAAUAAACAGGUAAAGGGAAUUUAUUUAUGUAUUGUUUUGUCGGUUUCCAUGGAAGAGAGUGCAUGUGACGUGAGCGCGCGUUAAGCGUACAGGUCUGGUUUGGAGCAUCACUGAAUGUGAGCUGCGGUCAAGCGGUGCGCACUGCAGAGCCAAAUGACGUCCAGCUCCCCCUCCCCCCUCUGUGGAUCUAAUGGGUGGAGGGAUAGAGUUAGGGAUAAGGUUUCGGUGUGGUUGGACCUUCUAGCUCCACCCAUUACGCCCAAAUCACAUCUAGAAAGGGGGAGCUGGACUUCACGCUCCAUGGUUCUGCAGGCUCUGCGGCUCUUCCAUCCAUCCCAGGAUUUGCGUCACUCCUCACCACUAAACUCCCUCAGGACUCGAUUUUUCAUUCAGACCUGUACGGGAUUACCAGUGGCAGGACCUAUUUCUGGUACUUAUUGUAAAGGAUAAAAGUGACGUGCAUUUCAACCCUUAAACGAAUAUAUUUCCUCUCAAGUGUAAGCCAAGACCUUUAGAAUGGCAGAGAAGACAUCUGAUCCUGGGUCAGUUAGUAUUCCUAUGGAGGAAAGCUUCUGUAAUGGGGGAACACAGCCCCAGGAAGCUCCACUGCUAACCCAUCUGAAGAAGGUGGAGAACCACAUUACAGAGGCACAGCGCUUCUCUCACCUGCCCAAACGCACUGCUGUGGACCUGGAGUUCAGUGACCUCUCCUACACCAUCAGAGAAGGACCAUGGUGGAAGAAACAAGGAUAUAAGGCCUUGCUCAAGUGUCUGUCGGGCAAGUUCUGCAGUCGGGAACUCAUUGGCAUUAUGGGCCCCUCUGGGGCUGGAAAGUCUACCUUGAUGAACAUCCUGGCAGGGUAUAGGGAAACAGGGAUGACUGGACAGAUCCUGGUAAAUGGAAAGCUCAGAGACCUCCGAACCUUUCGUAAAAUGUCCUGUUACAUAAUGCAGGAGGACAGAUUGCUGCCCCACUUGAAUGUUCAAGAAGCAAUGAUGGUAUCAGCCAACCUGAAGCUCAAUGAAAACACAGAGGUGAAAAAAGAGCUGAUAAAAGAAAUUCUGACAGCACUGGGACUACAUGAGUGUGUCCACACUCGUACUGUCUCUCUCUCUGGGGGCCAGUGUAAGAGGUUGGCUAUUGCCCUUGAGCUAGUAAACAACCCCCCAGUCAUGUUCUUUGAUGAGCCCACAAGUGGUUUGGAUAGUGCAUCCUGUUUCCAGGUAGUGUCUUUGAUGAAGUCUCUGGCACAAGGAGGGCGAACCAUCAUUUGCACUAUUCAUCAGCCCAGUGCCAAACUUUUCGAGAUGUUUGAUAAGCUGUAUAUUUUAAGCCAAGGCCAGUGCAUAUAUAAGGGAAGUGUCCCAUACCUCAUCCCUUAUUUGAGAGGACUGGGUUUUCACUGCCCAACAUACCACAAUCCUGCAGAUUUCAUCAUUGAGGUAGCAUCAGGAGAGUAUGGUGACUUGAACCCAGUGCUGUUUGAGGCUGUUCAGGGUGGCAUGUGUGCUUUGGAGGAAAAGUGCAACUGUAUCGACAAAACCACCGUAACCCCAUGCACUGCAAAAUGUGUCAAAGAUUCAGGACACAUUGAGAGCCAUACUUUUGCAACAAGCUCUCUGACUCAGUUCUGCAUUCUCUUUAAAAGAACAUUUAUUACAAUAUGCAGAGACCAGGUUUUGACACAUCUGCGGCUAAUGUCACACAUCUCAAUUGGAGUGUUGAUAGGCCUGCUGUAUCUCAAUAUUGGCAAUGAUGCCAGCAAAGUCUUCAACAACACCGGUUUCCUCUUCUUCUCAAUGCUCUUUCUCAUGUUUGGAGCGCUGAUGCCUACAGUUCUUACCUUUCCCUUAGAGAUGGCUGUGUUUCUGAGGGAACAUCUAAACUACUGGUACAGCCUGAAGGCUUACUAUCUGGCUAAGACAAUGGCUGACAUUCCAUUCCAGGUCCUUUGUCCCAUCAUGUACUGCAGUAUUGUGUAUUGGAUGACUGAACAGCCUCCAGAGGCAAGCCGCUACUUGCUGUUUUUGGCUUUGUCAAUCUGUACAGCUUUAGUAGCCCAGUCUCUUGGGCUUCUGGUCGGUGCUGCCUCCACAUCCCUUCAGGUGGCCACUUUUGUUGGUCCAGUUACAGCCAUUCCAGUCCUACUCUUCUCAGGCUUCUUUGUGAACUUUGACACCAUUCCUGAAUACUUACAGUGGAGUUCUUACGUGUCCUAUGUGCGGUAUGGAUUUGAGGGGGUGAUUUUGUCCAUUUAUGGGAUGAACCGAACCGAGCUUGAAUGUCCAGGAAGGGUUUGCAAGUUUCAAAGACCUGAAGAAGUUCUGCAGUUGCUGGAUGUAGAAGAUGCCAAGCUCUACAUGGACUUCAUCGUAUUGGGUAUUUUCUUCCUCAUCCUGCGACUCGCCACCUACUUGGUUCUUCGGUACAAAAUAAAAUCAGAGCGAUAAUAUUAAAGUCCUGGCCUUGCAUGGUCUUCAGCUCCUGUGGCCUGUUUUCAGGCUACUUUAUAAACCAUUUCCAAAGGUGUCAUUAUCUGCUCAGGAAGGUCAGAUUUACUUGUUGAUCAUUUUGGUGUUCUAGUUUUUGUUUUUCAUUUGGUUUAAAUAAAUCACAUUUCAUUGCCUGCCAAAUUGGCUUUAAAAUUUGGAGUAAAUAAUUUCAUGUUUUUCAGUGUUACUUUGAUGCAGUACCAGGUGUUGAAAACAUUUGGUGUCAUUUGGGCUGCUAUAUCCAAAUUUAACCAGUGAUACCAAAUUUAAAUAUGCAUGCAAAUGAUAAUUAACUUACUGUUAGUUGUGGCAAUUCUGGAAUUAAUUUAACUCUGGCUUUUAAGGAUUAGUUCACUUUGAAAUGAAAAU